UUGGGGCAAUGGGCUCAGGGACUCGGUCCUCACCACCGCCGCCAUCACCGCUGCUGCUGUCCCUGCUGCCGCUGCUGCUGCUGCUGUCCCCGACCGUGCGGGGUGACUGUGGCCCACCUCCAGAAAUACCUAAUGCCAAGCCAGAGGUGGAUGGAAAAACCAGUUUUCCCCAGCAAAGUUUUGUGGUAUAUUCAUGUAAUAAAGACUAUCAAAAAAUUCCAAACAAGCAAGACACAGUGUUCUGUCUUGAAAAUGAUCAGUGGUCGAGCCCGGACACAUUCUGUAAUAAAAGCUGUAAUGCUCCAACAAGAGUGACUUUUGCAUCCCUCAAAAUGGAUUAUAUCAAUUUGAAUUAUUUCCCAAUUGGUAGCAUUGUGGAAUAUGAGUGUCGGCCAGGAUAUCGAAGAGUAACUUCACUGUCAGGCAAUUCAACUUGUCUUGAUAAUUUAAAAUGGUCCACAGUUGCUGAAUUUUGUAAAAAAAGAUCAUGUCCUAAUCCUGGAGAACUGCAAAAUGGUAAUAUCGACAUAACAACGGACAUAUUAUUUGGUUCAGAAAUAUUCUUCUCAUGCAACACAGGGUACAAGCUAAUUGGUGUAGACUCUACCUUCUGUUACUCUACGGGAAGUACUGUCGAAUGGAGUGACCCAUUCCCAGUAUGCGCAGAAAUUCAUUGUCCAGAUCCACCAUCAAUUAAAAAUGGAGAAAUGCGAGGACAAAGUGAGAUUUACUUAUAUAGACAUUCUGUCACCUAUACAUGUGCCAAAGGCUUCGUCCUGGUUGGAAACAGUUCCAUUUAUUGUACCUUGAAUGGUGAUCAAGGAGAAUGGAGUGGCCCAGCACCCCAGUGCAUAGAGAAAUCCAAGAUCCCAUCAACAACUCUGAAAUCAACAACAGUUAAUGUUCCAACUACAAGAGUUCCAUUAACAUCUGUGAAACCAACCACAGCAACACAGCGUGCACCUGCUACCAAGACAACCACACAUCAUCCAAUAAGAACAACUAAAGAGAAAGAAAGGUCUACCUCAGGUGGUGACCAUCUUAUAUAUGGGCGUACAUGUUUAAUAACCUUGACAGUUUUGCAUGCGAUGAUGCUAUUACUCAUUGGCUAGUUGGCUAAGCCAAAGAAGAGUCAAGAAGAAAAUGUAUACAACCAGAGAGAGUACUUCUAGUUUGUUAGAAUGUCCAGGACGAAUGGAUACAAUAAAUUGAAUAGUGUUCUUUGUUUGGCAUGCUAUCACUGUCUUUAAGCUGUGUUAGGUACGUUAACAAACCAAGAAGAAAGGAGUUUGCUUGGGCUGGUAUUCUUGAUACACAUAAGUAUCUCGAAUUUACUUCAAAACUAGAAAAUUCAUAACACUGAAUGGUUACUUUUCUAAAGGUGUGGAAAAAUGUGGAGUUUUUUCAUGCUUAGAAUGGGAGUUUGGAGAAAGGGAAAUCACUUCUUUUGCUUGAUCUAUCAUAUUAGUCUAGCUUACAAUGAAAACAGAAAGCUAGACAUACUAAUGAUAUCCCAAAAGUAGAAUAAAGACUCUAAACUAAAUCUUCUUUCUUCUAAGCAAAAUUGCCACAGAGGUGGAACAUCUUAGUUUAACCCUUUACCUGAAGGUGUUUUCAUUUGGACUUUCCAUGAAUAUGAGUUGACAAGUUGUUAUGAAGGAAGAGCAUCCUAACAAACCAGCAGUGGGAUAGGGAAUGUAACUCACCUGGAAGAGAACUUGCCUACCGUGCAUAAUUGCCUGAGUUCCCUCCUCAGGGCGCGUCUAUAAUCCCAGUACAGGGGAGGAGAAGGCCAGAGGAUCAUAAAUUCAAGGUCAUUCUUGUUUACCUAGUGAGUUUCAGGCCAGUCUGGGAUACCUGAGAUUCUGUCUCAACAAGCAAACAUCAUCGAUAGAUAGAUGGAUGACAGAUAGAUAGAUACAUAGAUAGAUACAUAGAUAGUUGGAUAGAUGAUAGAUGAUAGAUAGAUAGAUAGAUAGAUAGAUAGAUAGAUAGAUAGAUAGAUAGAUAGAUAGAUAGAUAGAUAGAACAUUGAGCCUUUGGAUGGAUGAUAGAACAUUGAGCCUUUUGACUAAGUUGAUAGCAUAGGAAGAAGGACUGGUUGAAGACUAAUCUCCUUUCAAACGUACAGAUAUGAGUCACUACUUUGAAGAAUAAGCUGCAGUUUUGUUCUCAGGGAAAUCCUUUCUUGCUUUGUUUUCUCCUGUGAAAAAGCCUUAGGAAGGUGUCCUCACUGACUGGUCAUUCAUAGUGUCCAGAGCUGUCAUAACCUCUACAUGAAAAGAUUCUGUACUUCUGCAGUGAUAUGUUCAUAGCCAAAUUGUAAAUCUUAUUCUUUUGUAAUAUUAAGAUAAAUCUUAUUUAUACUUAUUUAUAUUAGUGAACAUCUUGGUUUUAAAUGUAUAUCAAGAUAUGUAAUAAAAAAUAUUUUCUUUAAAAUAGAAAUAAAUAAAUAAUCA
Chionomys nivalis (European snow vole) is the source of this 2459-nucleotide messenger RNA. RefSeq names its product CD55 molecule (Cromer blood group) (gene Cd55). The record is from RefSeq and is a predicted model, not a curated record. The coding region runs from base 9 to 1112 and encodes 367 amino acids. NCBI's taxonomy places the organism in Eukaryota, Metazoa, Chordata, Mammalia, Rodentia, Cricetidae. The transcript has 10 exons.